Pedinophyceae sp. YPF-701 is the source of this 747-nucleotide messenger RNA. The record is from the annotation of a GenBank genome assembly. Lineage: Eukaryota; Viridiplantae; Chlorophyta; Pedinophyceae.
AUGGGGCGCACCCUCCGGGCCUUCCGCCUAGCAGGCGGGCUGAUACGUUACGAUAGGGCCCUGGCCAUCCAAGACGCGCUUGUAGCGGCGCGCAAGGCCGGAGGAGGGCAGGACUGCGCGCUCCUGCUGCAGCACAGCCCCGUGUACACCAUUGGCAAGCGAGGCCACGACGGACACCUCCGACACGGCCGAGAGCACCUCGAGGACCUCGGCGCACAGGUGUACGAAGUGCCGCGGGGGGGCGAGGUGACCUUCCACGGGCCGGGGCAGGUCAUCAUGUACCCGGUGCUGCAGCUGCGCGAGCAGCCGCGUCGCUGUGGCGCGCGCGUGUACGUCGAGACGCUGGAGGACGCCGCCUGCGACAUGCUCGCCGCGUACGGCAUCCAGGCGCGCGGGCAGGUACCGGGGCGGACGGGGGUGUGGGUGGACGACCGCAAGAUAGGCGCGCUGGGGGUGCAGAUUUCGGGGGGGGUCACCAAGCACGGGAUCGCGGUGAACGUGGACGUGGACCUGUCGUGGUUCGAGCCGAUCGUGCCGUGCGGGAUCGACGACUGCGACGUGACGUCGAUCCGCAGGGAGGUGGAGCAGUACGGGGGGGGGAGUGGCUGGGGCGCGGAGGGGAGUCGCUGGAAGGACGUGUCGGAGGCUCUGGUGAGUGCGUUUGCGCGCAGGCUCGGGUACGACGGGGUCGCGCUGCACGACACGGACGACCUGGAGCACACAGCGCUGCGUGCGCCGUCAGGGUAG